AUGUCCCGGCUCGGCGAGAGCUGCCCGGCGGUGGCCCCGCGCCUCGCCCCUGCUGCCGCUGCCGUCCUUCUGGGUUCCCUCUGCCUCCCGGGGGUUUUGGCUUCCUCCCUGCUCACAGGAUCCGUUGCAAAAUGUGAAAACGAAGGGGAAAUUCUGCAGAUACCAUUUAUCACAGACAACCCUUGUAUAGUGUGUGUUUGCCUGAAUAAGGAGGUGACAUGCAGAAGGGAGAAGUGUCCAAUGCUGUCCAAGGACUGUGCUCUGGUCAUUAAGCAGAGAGGAGCUUGCUGCGAGCGUUGCAAAGACUGCAGUUUUGGAGGCAAUACCUACAACAGCUCUAUGAAAUGGCACCUCCCUAGCAAUCCCUGCAUUACAUACCAGUGCCAGGAAGGAGUGAUAGUAGAGUCAGAGGUCCAGUGUAUGGUUCAUUGCAAAAACCCUUCCAGACUCAAGGGAAUGUGCUGUCCCGUGUGUCCAGGUUGUAUAUUUGAAGGGAGACUUUACAACGAAGGAGAAGAAUUUAGGCCUGAAGGAAAUAAAUGCACCAAGUGCUCUUGUGUCGGUGGCAGGACGCAGUGUAUCCGAGAAGUCUGCCCCAUCCUUUCAUGUCCCCAGCACCUCAGUCACACUCCUGCUGGCCAGUGUUGUCCCAAAUGCUUAGGACAGAGGAAAGUGUUUGACCUCCCAUUUGGAAGCUGCCUCUUUCACAGCAAUGUUUAUGACAAUGGAACCUCAUUUAUUUAUGACAACUGCACGGUGUGUACAUGCCAGGAUUCUACAGUGGUAUGUAAGAAGAGGUGCUUGCUUCCUGGGGAAUGCAAUAAAAACAAAGACCACUGCUGCAAGGAGUGUGUCUCAUACAUCUCCCCUGAGGAGGUGAAAGUGUGCAAGUUUGGCAAUAAACUCUUCCAGGAUGGAGAGAUGUGGUCCUCUGUGAACUGCACCAUCUGUGCUUGUGUGAAAGGCAAGACAGAGUGUCGCAAGAAACAGUGCGUUCCAGUCAACAGCUGUCCUCAUGGUAAAAUCCUGAACAGAAAAGGAUGCUGUCCUAUUUGUACUGAAAAGCCCGGAGUUUGCACUGUGUUUGGAGACCCUCACUACAACACUUUUGACGGACGGACAUUUAACUUUCAGGGAACAUGUCAGUACGUUUUGACGAAAGACUGCUCCUCCUCUGCCUCACCCUUUCAGGUGCUGGUAAAAAACGAUGCCCGCCGGACCCGCUCUUUCUCCUGGACAAAGUCAGUGGAGCUUGUCUUGGGCAGAAGCACCAUCAGCCUCCAGCAGCACCUCACGGUGAAGUGGAACGGGACCCGCAUCGCGCUCCCCUGCGAGACACCGCAGUUUCAGAUCGAUUUGGAUGGUUACUUGCUGAAAGUGACAACCAAAGCAGGCUUGGAAAUCUCAUGGGAUGGAGACAGCUUUGUGGAAGUCAUGGCUGCGCCACACCUGAAAGGCAAACUCUGUGGUCUGUGUGGCAAUUACAAUGGGCACAAGCGAGAUGACCUGAUUGGAGGGGAUGGGAAUUUUAAGUUUGAUGUGGAUGACUUUGCUGAAUCCUGGCGAGUGGAGUCCAAUGAAUUCUGCAGCCGGCCGCAGAGGAAACCUGUGCCUGAGCUGUGUCAUGGCACAGUCAGGGUGAAGCUGCGAGCCCACCGGGAAUGCCAGAAACUCAAAGGGUGGGAAUUUCAGAGCUGUCAUUCAACGGUGGAUUACACCACGUUUUACAGGUCCUGUGUGACAGACAUGUGUGAGUGCCCAGUCCAUAAAAACUGCUACUGUGAGUCCUUCCUGGCCUAUGCCCGAGCUUGUCAGAGGGAAGGGCUCAAAGUCCAGUGGCUACCAGAGCAGAACUGUGCAGCCACCCAGUGCAAACACGGCGCAGUUUAUGAUACCUGUGGCCCAGGAUGUGUCAAAACCUGUGACAACUGGAAUGAGAUUGGCCCCUGCAGCAAGCCCUGCGUGGCAGGCUGCCACUGCCCAGCCAAUUUAGUGCUUCACAAGGGAAGAUGCAUCAAGCCAGUGCUGUGCCCACAGCGAUGA
Indicator indicator is the source of this 2043-nucleotide messenger RNA. It is a transcript of the gene BMPER, whose product is annotated as BMP binding endothelial regulator. The record is from RefSeq and is a predicted model, not a curated record. NCBI's taxonomy places the organism in Eukaryota, Metazoa, Chordata, Aves, Piciformes, Indicatoridae. Bases 1 to 2043 code for a protein of 680 amino acids. The transcript is spliced from 15 exons. Gene Ontology annotation, molecular function: protein binding.